GCGGCGUCUCCUGCAAACUCUCCCCGAACUUACUGCGAGCUGAGAAGGAGAAGAGUCGAGGAGCGGAGAAUGAACUGAGGAGGAAGAGGAGGAAGAGGAGGAGGAGGAGAGGAGCCGUUCACUCUCAUUGAUCCAGUAUCGAGUAAAGAUGCAGCCGGCUUCUGCUGCGGUUCUGACUCUGCUGAGUGUUUUCUUCGGCCUCGGCUGCCUGUCGGCUCAUCGGUCCAAACCCGACCAGAAUGACAGGAACGCUCAGAGCGACGAGGCCGGAGAGAAGAAGAAGAACCAGCCGCACAUCGUGUUCAUCCUCAUAGACGACCAGGGUUUCAACGACAUCGGCUACCACAACCCGACCCUCAAGACUCCGACUCUGGACAAACUGGCGGCGGAGGGCGUGAAGCUGGAGAACUACUACGUUCAGCCCAUCUGCACGCCGUCACGCAGCCAGCUGCUCACCGGCAGAUAUCAGAUCCACACGGGCCUCCAGCACUCCAUCAUCAGACCCAGCCAGCCGAGCUGCCUGCCGUCACACAUGGACACUCUGCCCGAGAGGCUCCGCGAGGCCGGCUACGCCACGCACAUGAUCGGGAAGUGGCACCUGGGCUUCUACAGGAAGGCCUGCCUGCCCACCAGGAAAGGUUUUGACAGUUUCUUCGGUUCUUUAACAGGAAGUGUGGAUUAUUACAGUUACGGGUCCUGCGACGGCCCGGGGUUAUGCGGGUACGAUCUCCAUGAAAACGAGGGCGUGGCGUGGGGCCAGGAAGGGAAAUACUCGACCACGCUCUUCACACAGCGAGCUCGUAAGAUCCUGGAGAGUCACGACCCCACGGAGAGGCCGCUGUUCCUGCUGCUCUCCCUCCAGGCGGUUCACACGCCUCUACAGACUCCCAAGUCCUACAUCUACCCUUACCGAGACAUGGUGAACGUCGCCAGGAGGAAGUUCGCCGCCAUGGUGUCCACGGUGGACGAGGCGGUCCGAAACGUCACCUACGCCCUGAGAAAGUACGGAUACUACCGGAACAGCGUCAUCGUCUACUCCACCGACAACGGGGCGCAGCCGUUCACCGGGGGGAGCAACUGGCCGCUGCGAGGCCGAAAGGGAACGUACUGGGAAGGUGGAGUCCGCGGAGUGGCGUUUGUCCACAGCCCGCUGUUGAGACGCAGGAGACGAGUCUCCACAGCUCUGCUGCACAUCACCGACUGGUUCCCCACUCUGGUGGGCCUGGCCGGGGGAAACAUCAGCCGGAGUCACGGCCUCGAUGGUUUUGAUGUUUGGCCCGCCAUCAGUGAAGGGAAGGACUCGCCUCGUCAGGAGAUCCUGCACAACAUCGACCCUCUGCACAAACCUGCACAGACCAUGAGCUGGGAGGCCAACAGACAGAGAGCAGCAGGAAACAAACCAGAAGGCCCGGCCUUCAAGAAACCGAAGAAGAAGAAGGCCCCGAGGCUGCAACCGCAGCAGAAGUCAGAGUUCAAGUUAAAGACCAGCAAGAAGUCGAAGCCAAAACUUAAAUCCAAGCCUCCUCCGAAACUGAAGGUUAAUCCUCUCCAGAAAUCUAAACUAAAACCCAAACUCAAGACCAGAAACUUCCCUCAGAACCAGAAACUGACACAUUACAAGCCAUUCCUGAUGUCCAGCGGUGCUCCGUCAGCGUCGGGAACCUCCCGCCCAAAAUCCUUGAAGCCUCAGGUCCAACAGAGAGCAAAGUCGAAAUCCAGACGGACCACAUCCCAGAAACAGAACCUGUCCCGGUCUAGACCACCUCAACCCAAAUCCAAGAGACAGCUUAAAUUACUCUUAAAGUCAAAGUCCAGACAGACAUUUUCCAAAUACCAAAACACGUCCCAGUCCGGGACGCUGCUGCCCAGAACUCAUCACACGCCCCAGUUCCGGCUCCAGUUGUUCCAGCCGGUCUGGGACACGUCGGUCCAGGCUGCCAUCAGAGUCGGAGACUGGAAGCUGCUGACAGGAGACCCAGGCCACGGAGACUGGGUCCCCCAACAGGUUCUCUCCACUUUCCCCGGUUCCUGGUGGAACCUUGAACGAUCCGUCGCGUCCUUCCACAAACCCUCCACCCACAGAAACGUCUGGCUGUUCAACAUCACAGCCGACCCGUGCGAGCGGCGGGACCUGUCAGACCAGAGGCCAGAUGUGGUCCAACAGCUGCUGGCCCGACUCGCCUACUACAACCAAACAGCUGUGCCGGUUUAUUUCCCCCCCGACGACCCUCGAGCCAACCCCAACCAGCACGACGGGGCCUGGGUGCCCUGGGUGGACGAAGAGGAGGACGAGGAGGGAAAAUAUCAGGGAGUGUACAAGAAAGGUCGGAACAGCCGGAAGAAGAAGAAGAAGAAAAAGUGCCGCGUGUGCAAGCUGCAGACUUUCUUCCUGAAACUGAACACCAGGAUGAUGUCCAACCGGAUCUGAGGCGACAGUCGGACACGUUCUGACAAUGUUGUGUGUUGUUUUUAAUCGUUACGUCGUCGCUUCCUGGAUCGAGUGAAGCAUCGCGAAGAACAGGUGAGUUGGCUCCUCCUCGCUCAGAUGAAGCGAAACUCUCUAAAAAUACUCUCUACAACACGUCUUUUCACAGGCUGGAAUCAAGAACCGGAUCCAGUUGAGUAAAAAAUUCUCUGAUCUUGCGUCUACGCUGCUGGAAACUUUCAACAAGGAGGAGUCACGGUGGAGAGGAAGAUACGAGGAGCGAUGGCGACAGUGCUGGUUGUAAUGUCUGUGAACUUAUCAUUCAAGUUUAAGGGUGGAGAACAUCUUCUUUUUACGCAACGCGAGCUUCCAGGAACGCCACGUGUUUGACGCCGUGUAAACAUCCCGUGUUUUAAUAAAAUCAGCACCAACGCAGGCCGGCUGAGCAGAGUUGUUUAAAACAAAUGCUGUGCUUUGGGCCACAGCCACCGUGACUCACCCGUCAAUGUGUUCGGACUCAAGAGAUAAGAAAACAGCUGCAUCGGUGCGGGAAAAAAACCUUUUAAUCCCACCAGAAAAUUGAUCUGGAAUCAGUCAGGGAAUCGAUUAAAAAAGUACAGAUUAGCGUUAGAGUUGAUAAUUGCAUCUUGUUCAUUCCUCUCCUUAUUUUCUACGUGUUCUUUUAAAAAUCAUGUUAAUUUUUUUAGAUUCAAAAGCAUUUCUAUGUCAUUUAUAAUAAGUUGGUUCACUCAAAUCAAAUCAUAUUUAAUCACUCGUCCCUGUGAUAUCUGGUCACGCGGGUACUGUAGUUUCUCUAACAGUGGUUGUACUUUGUUUCCAAAUAAAAACUGUUGUUGUUGAGAUAAAUGCAGCCAUAAUAAAUUCAUACUUGGGCUGAAAACAUUUGAAAAUCUCAACACAAGAAUGUGAAAGUGAGCAGGAUAAUGUUUCUUUUUUUUGUAAAUUUGUGUGAAUUGACCCUUUAACUUGUUGUCUGUUCUGGUGAUAAGCUGGUUUUCAAACCGCUCGUCUUCACUGUUUUGAUUACUGUUACUGUCACAUGAUUUACUGUGUGUGAUUUUACAAACUGUGUGUCGACUGUUUACCUAUAAUUAGAAUCUGACAGAGUUCUGACCCGACAGGACCGACACCGUGUGGCAGUAAAGUGUUUUUUGAUUAUUUUGACACUGUAAAUGAUUUUACUAUGUUUCUGUAACUUCGAGCACGAUGGAGCAGAGAGCCAUUGUUUUAUAAAGAGUCUGUGUGAAGUGAUGAACACAGAUUUAAUGUGUUUACACCAACAAAUCAUCCGUUAACGUCCCAGAUCUUUGUUUUGAAGCAGAUGUUUACUUUUUACAGUGAAAGUGUUUGUUCAUGAUUAUUAUUUCUAUAAUUAUAUUACUGUUUUCGUCUCUUGAUUUAAGGAGGUUUUAAUAUUUUGACAUUUUCAGGGACACGUCCCAGUGAAUGAUUCUCGAUGUGCUGUUUUUUUUUCUUUUCUGUAUCACUGUGGCUGACAGACGUUUGGAUGACGUGGCUGUUUGAACGUAUCGUCGGCGUCAAACACAUGUUGACUUUUAAUUCAAUGUUUGUGAUUUUAAAGGUAUCGUGACGUAGAAACUGAGAUUGGCUUGUCUUUAUUGUUCGUGAGGCUUUUCUAGGUGCUUUGUAAACACAGUGAAAGCAUUAAAAAGCAACGAUCAACAGAGAAAUGCACACAGGAUUCAGAAACUGCGCCGUUAAACGAGCCGUUAGGACUUCCGUGAGGUCGUGAUGUCACAACUGUUCCGUCGCCGCCACUAGACGGCCAUUUUCCUCUGACGUCACACUCAGGAUGGGACGUUACAGAGUGGUUCUGCUGUGUUCCAGUCCAACUAACCGUUAUCAUUCAACAUCUAACUGAUCAGCAACUUAAAGAUGGACGGUGAAAACGUGGCUACGUAUUGUUCUGUAUGUUAGCUAACGUUUGAAAGCUAAUAUUAGCAUUCAACCGCAUCCUUGCUAACAUUACUUUGUGAUUACGCUAAGAGUUCGUUGCGAUACGAGUCCUAAAUUAAUCCUGAGGAAUAUCAGCACACAUCUUGGACACAUUUAUUGAAGCCUGGAAGUGAAACACACUGGACCAGACAAUAAUAUCCUCACAACUUAAUGCAGUUUAUCGUGGGCCGAGACUCGGAGGUCCGUUCAGUAGCAGCUUCCUUCUCCCUCCACUCGUCGCAUCGCAGAAAGCGUUUUACCCGCAUUAGAAAAACGUCUUUGAAGUGAGAUGUUGGGUUUUCUCCGUCUGAGCAGGACACCUUACCUCUAAAUAUUUCAGUCUUGUUUGCUCAACAUCCGGCACCACGACAGUCUGAGCGUGCAGCCGGGCGGCCCCGAGGGAGCGCUUGAUUUCUCCGCCCUGAGUAAAUAAAGGUCAAAUAAAAUUUA
Acanthopagrus latus (yellowfin seabream) is the source of this 4852-nucleotide messenger RNA. Its product is annotated as arylsulfatase I-like. The transcript is spliced from 12 exons. The record is from RefSeq and is a predicted model, not a curated record. Bases 149 to 2428 code for a protein of 759 amino acids. NCBI's taxonomy places the organism in Eukaryota, Metazoa, Chordata, Actinopteri, Spariformes, Sparidae.